Molecule: messenger RNA, 4463 nt
Organism: Centropristis striata (black sea bass)
Lineage: Eukaryota; Metazoa; Chordata; Actinopteri; Perciformes; Serranidae
Product: neural cell adhesion molecule L1.1-like
Exons: 27
Coding region: 425-4249 (1274 amino acids)
Biological process (GO): cell-cell adhesion
Molecular function (GO): protein binding
Source: RefSeq, a predicted model, not a curated record
GGUGUGUUUCAUGUACCACUGCAGCAUCAGUGCAAAAGAAGACACGAGAAAAGGCACGACUCAGUGGACAGGACAGGAGAGACGAAAUACAGACAGAAGAAAAAGAAAGAGAGAGAGAGAGAGAGAGGGUGGCGACGAGAGAAAAGGGAUAAAAGAGAAGAAGAGACAGAGGAAGAGACGCGACACCUGCAGAGCCAGCAGUCGGAGCAGCGACCGACCGACACGUUGGACUGUGAAAGAAACACACACACCAAGUUAAACCCCGGUUGUUGACUCGUCUCCUCUCUGGGGAGCUCCCUGAAGUGUGUGUGUCUGGUUGGGUGCAUAAGGUGGAAGGAGGGUGUGUGUGUGUGUGUGUGUGUUUUUCUUUAUGUGUUGAUGAGUGUGUGGGUGUCUUGCGUCACUUUUCAUGGGACAUUGAGAGAUGAGUGUGUCACAGCGUCGGUGGACGGGCUCCCCCGCCCGCCCCCUGGUCCUCCUCCUCCUCCUCCCUCUGUCCUUCCUCUCCUCCACGCCUCCGCUGGCUCAGGGAGCCAUCCGGAUCCCCGAAAACUUGUCACAGCCUCCGAUCCUGACCGAUAUGCCGCAUUCGUACACGGCUUUCUCUCACGAGGACAUCGAUCUGCCCUGUGAGGCGUCCGGGAACCCGACACCCACUUUCCGCUGGGUGAAGGACGGCGAGGCGUUCAGCUCGGAGCGUAAAGGAACUGGGACGUUGCGAGCCGAAGAGGAGGAGCCUCUCGAGUCAUACGCAGGCUACUACCGAUGCUACGCCUCCAACGACCUCGGGACGGCCAUGACACAAACCAUACAGGUCAUCGUGGAGCCCCAGCCGGUUCUCCUGAAACAACAGAAAGUCCAUAAGAGAGCAUACGCAGGAGAAAGCAUGAUCCUGUCCUGCAACCCUCCACAGAGCUCCACUCCUCCGCACAUCCACUGGAUGGACAAGAAAAUGGUGCACAUCAAGCAGAGUGACAGAGUGAUGGUCGGCUUGGACGGGAACUUGUACUUUUCUAAUCUUCUAAAGAGCGACACCAGAGACGACUACAUCUGCAACGCCCAGUACGCAGCAGCCAGGACGAUCCUCCCCGACACCGCUGUCAGACUCACUGUCAUGCCCAGUAAUGAUGUCACGCAGGGCAGGAAGCCCCACCUCUUCCACCCCGCCGGCACACACACGUCUGUGCUCGCCCUCAGGGAGACCAGCAUCAUUCUCGAGUGUAUCCCCAAAGGCCUCCCGACUCCAAAGGUAGAAUGGAAGAAGAAGGACGGCAACCUGGACGACACAAGCGGCCAACUGGACGCCAACGACCGCUGGCUUCGCUUCGACAGCAUCACCCAGAACGAUGACGGCGAGUACGAGUGCAGGGCCUUCAACCUCCACGGCUCCACUGCACACUCCUUCACCCUCACUGUGGAAGCCGUUCCGUACUGGGUGAAGGAGCCUGAGAACCUGCAGUACUCUCCCGGAGAAACCGUCCGACUGGACUGUCAGGCUGAAGGCAUCCCGACGCCCACCAUCACCUGGAGCAUCAACGGGCAGCCCGUCUCAGAGGUGGAUGUGGAACCUCGGCGGAGCGUGUUUGGCGGCGUGUUGAUCCUGCGGGAUGUUGUGUUUACUGACACCGCCGUGUAUCAGUGUGAGGCCACCAACAAACACGGCUCCGUCCUCGUCAACACCUACCUCUACGUCGUUGAGCUCCCUCCUCAAAUCCUGUCCUCUGACGGAGUGGUGUACCGAGUCACCGAGGGUGGAGACAUCAAGCUGCACUGUGAAUCCUUCGGCUCGCCACGACCACACGUCGUAUGGGAGGGUGAGGACGAGCUCCCUCUGCUGGCCAACCCUCAUAUCUCCCUGCUGCCCAGCGGAACGCUCGAGCUGACCAGUGUCAGUCACGCCGACAGCGGAGAGUACACCUGCUCCGUCAUGUACACCAACAUCUCCAUCACCGCUCACCUGGAGGUCUUCAAUCGGACCGUGAUCCUGACAGGUCCUCAGGACGUCCGUGUGCUCAGAGGGAGCAGCGCUCUGCUGGACUGCAGCUUCUACAAAGACCCUCAGCUGGUCGAGACCCAGAUCGUCUGGAGGAGAGACGGACAGAAGCUGCAGGAGUCGUUACAAGAUGACAAGUACACUAUCUUUGACAACGGCACCUUGAAAGUGACAAACGUUCGAUCAGACGACAGUGCGCCGUACUCCUGUGAGGUCAUCACUGACCUGGACAACGCUAAGGCCAGCGGCUCCAUCACUGUCGUAGCGCGGCCGGACUCUCCCAAAGAUCUGUCUCUGUCUGACGUGGACGACCACAGUCUGACCCUCAGCUGGAUCCCAGGACACGCACACAACAGCCCCAUUAUAGAGUUCAUCGUGGAGGUCCGGGAGGAGCAGCACACGGAGGAGCGUCUGUGGAAGUGGGAGGAGUGGAAGAAGGUGCCGGGGGACUUCAACCACCUGGAGCUGACCCUCUACCCGUACUGCACCUACCGCUUCAGGGUCAUCGCCGUCAACGAGGUGGGCCACAGCGCCCCCAGCGAGCCGUCGGACCACCGCAGCACGCCGCCAGCUGUUCCUGACCAGAACCCCACCGGCGUACGCAGCGACACCGCAGACCCAAAUCACCUGACCAUCACCUGGGACGAGAUGGACAGACGCUUACACAACGGCCAGGGCUUCCAGUACAAGGUGUCCUGGCGGAAGGCCGGGGGGACAGACAUCCACUGGACCCACGCAGACGUCCUGGCGCCGCCGUUCGUGGUGAACAACACGGGAACGUACACGCCGUUUGAGAUCAAAGUCCAGGCCGUGAACUCGAUCGGAGACGGACCGCUGCCGGAGCCCGAGAUCGGACACUCCGGAGAGGACAAGCCUUCAGAAGCUCCCACUGGAGUCAGCACCAGUGUGACGAACACAACGGUCAGAGUGACGUGGAAUGAAGCCAAGAGCGUCCGAGGUCUGCUGCUGGGAUACAAGAUCCACAUCAGGUGGCUGGGUCCGGUCGGGCAUCGGGCCCGGAGGUCUCCUGGAGAAGUGCACCAGAAGGAGGAGAGAGUGGAGCCGGAGAAGGAGAAGGAGCGAGUGGUGGUGGUCCACGGCACAAAGACGUGGGAGGAGGUGACGGGGCUGCGGUACUAUUCUCAAUACGAGCUGUUCGUCUCUGCCUUCAACAGCAAAGGAGAGGGCCCGCGGUCCACAGCGCACCACUGCAGCACACCAGAGGGAGCGCCUGGUCCUCCAUCUUCUUUGAGGUUCGAGAGUCCUUCAGAGACGUCCCUGGUCCUCUACUGGACGCCUCCAGAGGAAACCAACGGCAUCCUGCUGGGAUACAUGGUGCAGUAUCAGGCGGUGGAGAGCAAAGAAGAUGGUGCGAAUCCUUGGCGGAUGGAGAUGAUUGAUGAUCCCAGUGUGACUUACACCGGGUUGUAUAAUCUGGACCCUAACAAACAGUACAUCUUCAAAGUGAUCGCACACACCGCCCGCGGAAAUGGGCCGCCCAUCACCGAGAUGGGCGCCACCCUGCUGGAAGGAGUUCCACCAACCAACAUCACCAUCAACGCCAGCAACACGUCGCUAAACCUGAGCUGGGUGCCCGGAGAGAGGAACAGGAACCACGGCUUCACCAUCCACUACACUCGCACAGGGGUGACGUGGGAGGAGUCGGAGGUGGUGAACUCCACGCAGGGUUUCUACUCUCUGAAAGGCCUCAAACCUGCGUCAGCCUACGAUCUCAAGAUAAUGCUGGGAAACAUGACUCAUUGGAAAACUUCUACGGCCACCAGCGGACCAGAGCCGUCGGCGAUGCCCGGUGGGUUCGCCACUCAGGGCUGGUUGAUCGGACUCAUCAGCGCCAUCGUGCUGCUGGUGCUCAUCCUGCUCAUCCUCUGCCUCAUCAAACGCAGGAAGGGAGGCAAAUACGCAGUGAAGGACAAAGAAGACAAGGAGGUGGACUCUGAGGCUCGGCCCAUGAAGGAUGAGACCUUCGGAGAGUACAGUGAUGCAGAUGAGAAGCGCUCUGACAGCCAGCCAUCUCUGUGCGGGGAGAGUAAGCUGGGCAGCGACGACUCCCUGGCGGAGUACGGGGACAGCGUGGACAUCCAGUUCAACGAGGACGGAUCCUUCAUCGGACAGUACAGCGGCCGCGGGCCCGUCCCGCACGGCCACGAGAGCUCUGGCCCCGCCUCCCCCGUUAACGCCGUCCCGCCUCCCCCCAUCGCCCCGUCCAUGUCGAGCAUCCUGAACCGGCCCAGCUAGACACACACACACACACACACACACACACACACACACACACUGCCUGCAACACAACACAAAGGGAAAGACCACUCCUGACUCCACUGCCUGUAAUGUUAUAGUGCAAACACACACACACACACACACACACACACACUGAAUCAUUACAUUCCACAGGUUUAUGCAGUGAAGCUGUUUACAGGAUGUCUCACCUUUUAUACUCCAAGUUUACACA